GGCAUCACGGAUGAUGCACUCAUACAUUUGGCUAUCCAUUGUCCCCGGUUGCGUGUCCUCUCCGUCUCAGUAUGCAAUAUCACCGAUCUCGGUUUGCGCGCUCUCGCUGGUUCUUUGUCAUCCUCUGCAGCUGCUGCUCUUCUUUCACGUUCCGCUAGUUCAGGACAUGGAACACUUGCUUCGGCUGGCCUGAACGGCCGUGGUCCAGCCAUUCUUAAUGGCAAUGCGCAUGCACAACAAGCUGCACUAGUUUCAAGUCAGGUAAUUAUACUUAUUCAUGCUCGUUGCUGUUCACGUUCCUUUUUAUUAUUUACGAGCACUAUCCUGUAA
This is a messenger RNA of Protopolystoma xenopodis, 330 nucleotides long. NCBI's taxonomy places the organism in Eukaryota, Metazoa, Platyhelminthes, Monogenea, Polystomatidea, Polystomatidae. The record is from the annotation of a GenBank genome assembly.